Molecule: messenger RNA, 3940 nt
Organism: Sciurus carolinensis (gray squirrel)
Lineage: Eukaryota; Metazoa; Chordata; Mammalia; Rodentia; Sciuridae
Gene: Trpc3
Product: transient receptor potential cation channel subfamily C member 3
Exons: 12
Coding region: 502-3231 (909 amino acids)
Biological process (GO): manganese ion transport; regulation of cytosolic calcium ion concentration; calcium ion transmembrane transport
Cellular component (GO): cation channel complex; membrane
Molecular function (GO): store-operated calcium channel activity; protein binding; inositol 1,4,5 trisphosphate binding
Source: RefSeq, a predicted model, not a curated record
CUCCCUCUCCCUUCCUAGCCAACUUGCUCUGUGGGUGCAGGGGGCUCUGCUGGGGAGAGGAAGUUCUCCAGUUCCUUCGCUCCCCACCUGCUGGUCUGUCUGGUUUCCUCUCCAGCGCUGUCUGAGGAGCUGAUCUUCCCCUCCUCCCUCCCCUCCCUCCUCUCCCUGAGUAGCGCUGCUGUCCUAGCAAGUGAUGCUGUCGGAGGCGGGAGACGGGCGCGCAGGCGGCACCGCCGGGGCCUCGGGGCCGCAGCUCCUCUCCCGGCACCGGCGCGCGCUCGGCCCGGGCUUCCUCCUCGCGGCCACUGCGCGGCGGCUCCCGCGCUUGGAUGGUAGGCGGCGGCGCGGCUCCGGCUCCCGCCUCUAGCCGCCAGGUCGCGGGCAGCGCCGCGCUCUCCCGCCGCCUUCCCGCCCCGGGCCGCGCGGGCUGCGGGAGCUGCCGCCGGCCCGGAGCGGCGCCGCCCGGAGGGCUCGCGGCGGAGGAGGCCCGCGGCCGGCGCGAUGUCCACCAAGGUCAGGAAGUGCAAGGAGCAGGCGAGGGUGACCUUCCCCGCGCCGGAGGAGGAGGAGGGCGAGGACGAGGCAGCCGAGCCGCAGCGCCGCCGCCGGGGCUGGAAGGGCGUCAACGGGGGGCUGGAGCCGCGCAGCCACCGCGCGCCGCCCCGCUCCCCGGGGCCCGACCCGUCCAUGGAGGGGAGCCCGUCCCUGAGGCGCAUGACGGUGAUGCGCGAGAAGGGCCGGCGCCAGGCGGUGCGCGGCCCGGCCUUCAUGUUCAACGACCGGGGCACCAGCCUCACGGCUGAGGAAGAGCGCUUCCUGGACGCAGCCGAGUACGGCAACAUCCCGGUGGUGCGCAAGAUGCUGGAGGAGUCCAAGACGCUGAACGUCAACUGCGUGGACUACAUGGGCCAGAACGCGCUGCAGCUGGCCGUGGGCAACGAGCACCUGGAGGUGACCGAGCUGCUGCUCAAGAAGGAGAACCUGGCGCGCAUCGGCGACGCGCUGCUGCUGGCCAUCAGCAAGGGCUACGUGCGCAUCGUGGAGGCCAUCCUCAACCACCCGGGCUUCGCGGCCAGCAAGCGCCUGACCCUGAGCCCCUGCGAGCAGGAGCUGCAGGACGACGACUUCUACGCCUACGACGAGGACGGCACGCGCUUCUCGCCCGACAUCACGCCCAUCAUCCUGGCGGCACACUGCCAGAAGUACGAGGUGGUGCACAUGCUGCUGCUGAAGGGCGCGCGCAUCGAGCGGCCGCACGACUACUUCUGCAAGUGCGGGGACUGCACCGAGAAGCAGCGGCACGACUCCUUCAGCCACUCGCGCUCGCGCAUCAACGCCUACAAGGGGCUGGCCAGCCCGGCGUACCUGUCCUUGUCCAGCGAGGACCCGGUGCUCACGGCCUUGGAGCUCAGCAACGAGCUGGCCAAGCUGGCCAACAUCGAGAAGGAGUUCAAGAAUGACUAUAGGAAGCUCUCCAUGCAGUGCAAAGACUUCGUGGUGGGUGUGCUGGAUCUCUGUCGAGACUCGGAGGAGGUGGAAGCCAUUCUGAACGGAGACCUGGAGUCCACGGAGCCCCUGGGGGUGCACAGGCACAGAGCUCUGAGUCGGGUCAAGCUUGCGAUUAAGUACGAAGUCAAAAAGUUUGUGGCGCACCCCAACUGCCAGCAGCAGCUUUUGACCAUCUGGUACGAGAACCUCUCGGGCCUGCGGGAACAGACCGUGGCGGUCAAGUGCCUGGUCGUGCUGGUCGUGGCCUUGGGCCUCCCGCUCCUCGCCAUCGGCUACUGGAUCGCCCCCUGCAGCAGGCUGGGGAGGGUUCUGCGGAGCCCUUUCAUGAAGUUCGUGGCGCAUGCCGCCUCCUUCAUCAUCUUCCUGGGCCUGCUGGUGUUCAACGCCUCUGACCGGUUUGAGGGCAUCGCUACACUGCCCAACAUCACGGUCACCGACUACCCCAAACAGAUCUUCAGGGUGAAGACCACCCAGUUCACAUGGACCGAGAUGCUGAUUAUGGUCUGGGUUCUCGGAAUGAUGUGGUCAGAGUGUAAGGAGCUCUGGCUGGAAGGACCUAGGGAAUACAUCUUGCAGCUGUGGAAUGUGCUCGACUUUGGGAUGCUCUCCAUCUUCAUCGCUGCAUUCACGGCCAGAUUCCUGGCUUUCCUUCAGGCAACAAAAGCACAACAGUACGUGGACAGCUAUGUCCAAGAGAGUGACCUCAGCGAAGUGACGCUGCCACCAGAGAUACAGUACUUCACCUACGCUAGAGACAAAUGGCUGCCCUCUGACCCACAGAUCAUAUCGGAAGGUCUUUAUGCCAUAGCGGUGGUGCUCAGCUUCUCUCGCAUCGCCUACAUCCUCCCUGCGAACGAGAGCUUUGGCCCCUUGCAGAUCUCUCUUGGAAGGACUGUGAAGGACAUAUUCAAGUUCAUGGUCCUCUUCAUCAUGGUGUUUCUGGCCUUCAUGAUUGGCAUGUUCAUACUUUACUCUUACUACCUUGGGGCCAAAGUAAACGCUGCUUUUACCACUGUGGAAGAAAGUUUCAAGACUUUGUUUUGGUCAAUAUUUGGGUUAUCUGAAGUGACUUCUGUUGUGCUCAAAUACGACCACAAGUUCAUAGAGAACAUCGGAUACGUGCUUUAUGGAAUAUACAAUGUAACUAUGGUGGUCGUGCUACUCAACAUGCUCAUUGCUAUGAUCAAUAGCUCAUACCAAGAAAUCGAGGAUGACAGUGAUGUAGAGUGGAAAUUUGCUCGUUCAAAACUUUGGUUAUCCUAUUUUGAUGAUGGAAAAACAUUGCCUCCACCCUUCAGUCUGGUUCCAAGUCCAAAAUCGUUUGUUUAUCUCAUCAUGCGGAUCAUUAACUUCUCCAAAUGUAGAAGGAGAAGGCUACAGAAGGAUCUGGAAAUGGGAAUGGGUAAUUCAAAGUCCAGGUUAAACCUCUUCACUCAGUCUAACUCAAGAGUUUUUGAAUCACACAGUUUUAACAGCAUUCUCAACCAGCCAACACGGUAUCAGCAGAUAAUGAAGAGACUGAUCAAGCGCUAUGUCCUGAAAGCCCAAGUAGACAAGGAAAACGACGAGGUGAACGAAGGUGAAUUGAAAGAAAUCAAGCAAGACAUCUCCAGCCUUCGGUAUGAACUUCUGGAGGACAAGAGCCAAGCAACCGAGGAACUGGCCAUCCUGAUCCACAAACUCAGCGAGAAACUGAAUCCCAGCGUGCUGAGAUGUGAAUGAGGCACGGCUGGAGCCUCAGCAUAGACCGCAGCACACACGUGGGCAAUAACGUUUCUAAGUGAGAAAUACUUGAAAAACUGGUGUGAGUUCUUAGCAUUAACUACCUUUAUCAUGUGACUCUUCAAAGGUUUAGGGCUUGAUGAUUUUGCUGUUUUAUCACAAGAAAAUGCAUUUCAUUGUCUGCCUCGACAUUACAAACAAUGAAAUACCAUUGUAUUUAAAGGCCCAAUAUCACAGCGUUACUGACAGUUUUGCCCAUUUUAGAGUAUACGCUGUUUUUGCACUACCUGUUUGCCUCCAAGAGAUCGUAAACUCCUUGGGGACAGGGACUAUGUCUUAUUCAUCUUUGUGUCUCCAGCACCUAGUACAGUGCCUGGUACAUAGUAGGUGCUCAAUAAAUGUUGAAGCCAAGUGAACUGAACUGCCAAUAAAAUACAAAUAAAAGCUCAUCACUAUGUAGCAUACCUUCCCAUGUCCACCUGCUGAAGAGUUUGAGUUUUUUUAAAAAUAGAACUGAAGAAAUUUUACAACCAGCUAUGACCUAGUAAGAUUUUCUUAGAAUUUUAGGCAUUGCUGAUAAUCCUAGGACCAGUGAGCCCUAAGUGAGAAUUUAACAAUGAGAUGGGUUAAUAGAAGAUACAAUUACAUUACAUAUUUAAGUUUCAUAGGAUUGUCCCGAACAACACAUUAAAGAUUUUUCUAAAAUAGA